Nanorana parkeri is the source of this 2701-nucleotide messenger RNA. RefSeq names its product OCA2 melanosomal transmembrane protein (gene OCA2). The coding region runs from base 143 to 2701 and encodes 852 amino acids. Gene Ontology annotation, cellular component: melanosome membrane. The record is from RefSeq and is a predicted model, not a curated record. The transcript has 25 exons. Gene Ontology annotation, biological process: melanocyte differentiation; transmembrane transport; melanin biosynthetic process. Lineage: Eukaryota; Metazoa; Chordata; Amphibia; Anura; Dicroglossidae.
CCCAACUUCUUUUUCUUUUAUCCUCCCUCCAGUCCUUACAUAUUGUCAGCUUCAGUACUCUUCUACCCCCACUGGAAUACCUCUGUCCACAUCCUGGGACCUAAAGACAGAACAAUUAAGAAGAUUGCUUCCAAACAGUAAAAUGUACCUGGAGAACAAUAAUGAUGUCCCACGUGUAAAUACAAUUGAUGUGGAUAGGAUUCAGACCAGUGCUGCACACCACUCUGGCUUGAAUGGAUGUGUGGGCACAGAUGCAGUGACCCUUGACCACAAUGAGCUCAUACUUCUGGAAAGCUUUCACAGAGCUGCAGAUGCUAAGGGAAACUGGGAGAAGUCUUACCAGAAUGGGCAAGAAUGUUGUGUAGCCCUUGGGGAAGAUUAUGGCCCUACUCCUGUGCAAGGAAGGUAUCCCUUUAAGCUGACCAAGGUAUUCAACCAGAUGAAAGACUCUGUUUAUACAGAGAGAACUCCACUGUUGAAUUUUUCUUCUGAAAAUAAAAGCCUUUUGCCGUGUUUUGCAUCCAACAUGCCAGAAUUUGUCUGUGGUGAAUCUUUGGAGAAAAGCUCUUCAGAAUUUGAGCAGAGAUGCCGACUUGGUAGUGAAGUUGGAAGCCUUUCUCGAUCUGCUUCAUCAGAAAAAUAUGAAAAAUAUGAACUCUUGGACAACCUUCAAGAUAAAUUCAGCUCUUCUAAGCUAAGGUGUUUCUUAAAAAACCUGAAGAUUACCGGACUCUUCAUCAUUGUAGUUGCCUGCUCGAUUGUAUUUAGCACUUAUCCUGAUAACGGCAGCCCAUGGCAGAUGUUGGCCCUGUCAUCUCUGGAAAGCUACGCUGUGAACCUAUCAGAUUUUCGGGAUUCUGCCUUAUUAAAGCUGGAAGUCGAUGGACCUUUUGCUGGGAACUUGAUUGACCGAAGAAAUGAGGAAUAUGUUCUUGUGCAAAUUAUUCAAAUGGAUGAUCCUGGUUCAAGGAGGCGCCGUCCUACACAGGUCAUUUAUAAUUGGACUCUAGCUUUGAAUUCAAGAAAAAAUGAACACAUUGUAAAGCAAAGGACAUUUGAAAUAUUAAAUAGUGACACGAUCUCAAUAAAUAUCCAAGCCUUUCUACAGGAGACACAACUCGUUCCACUGUCUUUAUCUCAUCAGUACCUCAGUGCGAGCAUAGAGACACAAGUAACUAUUGCAGCCGUUAUCUUAGCAGGAGUUUAUGCACUAAUUAUAUUUGAGAUUGUCCACAGAACACUAGCAGCAAUGUUGGGCUCUUUGGCAGCGCUGGCAGCUUUGGCAGCUGUGGGUGAUAGACCCAGCUUGGUGAAAGUGGUGGAGUGGAUUGAUUAUGAGACGCUGGCACUUUUGUUUGGAAUGAUGAUCUUGGUUGCAGUGUUCUCAGAAACGGGAUUCUUUGAUUACUGUGCUGUUAAAGCUUAUCGGCUUUCUAAAGGAAGAGUGUGGCCCAUGAUAAUGAUUCUUUGUCUUAUUGCUGCUAUUCUCUCUGCGUUCCUAGACAAUGUCACCACCAUGUUGCUUUUUACUCCAGUAACAAUAAGAUUGUGUGAGGUGCUUAAUCUUGAUCCACGGCAUGUUCUGAUUGCAGAAGUAAUCUUCACAAAUAUUGGAGGAGCUGCUACGGCUGUUGGGGAUCCACCUAAUGUUAUAAUUGUUUCCAAUCAAGAGCUGAGAAAAGUGGGAUUGGAUUUUGCUGGGUUCACUGGACAUAUGUUCCUUGGGAUCUGUCUGGUUCUGCUGGUUUCCUUCCCCUUUCUCAGAAUGUUAUAUUGGAACAAAAAACUGUACAAUAAGGAACCCAUUGAAAUUGUUGAAAUGAAACAUGAAAUUCAUGUUUGGAAGUUAACUGCACAAAGGAUUAAUCCUGCUAGUCGUGAAGAAACUGCAGUUAAGUGUCUUCUAAUGCAAAAAGUUUUGACAUUAGAGAGCUUGUUGAGGAAAAAACUUAGAACAUUUCAAAGACAAAUUUCACAAGAGGACAAAAACUGGGAAACAAAUAUCCAAGAACUACAAAAGAGUCAUGGAAUAACCGACAAGAUCCUUCUAAUCAAGUGUUUGUCAGUCUUGGGAUUUGUAAUUUUUAUGUUUUUUCUCAAUUCAUUUGUUCCUGCAAUUCACCUGGAUCUUGGAUGGAUUGCAAUUUUGGGUUCAUUAUGGCUGCUUGUUCUUGCUGAUAUUCAUGAUUUUGAAAUGAUUCUGCAUCGAGUGGAAUGGGCAACUCUGCUGUUCUUUGCUGCGCUGUUUGUUUUAAUGGAGGCUUUGGCUAAUCUGCAUUUAAUAGAUUACAUAGGAGAGCAGACGGCUGUUCUUAUAAAGGGUGUGCCUGAAGAUGAACGACUUGCAAUUGCCAUUAUUUUGGUAGUGUGGGUUUCAGCUCUAGCUUCAUCCUUGAUUGACAACAUCCCAUUCACUGCUGCAAUGAUUCCGGUAUUAAUAAACUUAAGCCAAGAUGCAGAUGUUGAUCUACCAAUUAAGCCACUUAUCUUUGCCUUAGCCAUUGGAGCUUGUUUUGGAGGAAAUGGAACAUUAAUUGGGGCAUCAGCAAAUGUUGUAUGUGCUGGAAUAGCAGAACAACAUGGCUAUGGAUUUUCCUUCAUGGAAUUUUUCAGGUUGGGAUUCCCCAUGAUGAUCAUCUCCACUAUGAUCGGAAUGUGUUAUCUGCUGGUUGUGCAUGUUGUAUUCAAGUGGAAUACAUGA